AUGGAUGACUUAAUGGCCGCAUCUUUACAUGGUCAUCAUCAAACGGUAGAACGGCUGCUCUUAAAUGGAAAUAAUGUACACACUCUGGAUGACGCAGGAUGGAAUUCUUUAAUGUUUGCAUGUUAUAAUGGCCAUGAUACAAUUGCUAAACUUCUAAUAGACAAAGGUGCAGACUUAAAUAUUAUUAAUAAAGAUGGAUUCGAUGUAGUUACGCUUGCAGCUCAAAAUGGACAUUAUUCGGUUGUAAAAUUAUUAAUUGAAAAGGGAGCAAAUUAUACUCGUGUUACUACAUGUGGAUGGAACGCAUUAAUUAUUGCAGCUUUAAAUGGUCAUUUUAACAUUGUAGAGCUUCUAAUGACAAAAGGGGUCAGCUUAGAUCAAACAGACAUAAAUGGAAUGGAUGCAUUAAUGAUUGCAUCCGAAAAUGGACAUUAUAAUAUAGUAGAACUUCUUUUGAAAGGAGGUGCAGAUGUUAAAGCAUUGCAAUCAGACAAUCGGAAUGCGUUAAUGAUUGCUAGUGUGAAAGGGCAUGAAACAAAUGUAGAAUUACUUUUAAAAAGUGGUGCUGAUUUAAAUCAAGUUGAUGCACAUGGAUGGGAUUCAUUAAUGAUUGCUUGUGAAUUUGGGCGUGAAAAAAUUGUAAAUUUACUUAUUCAACAUGGAGCUGAUGUUAACAGGGUCAACAAGAACAAAUGGACAACUUUGAUGAUUGCUUGUGAUAAAGGUCACUACAAAUGUGUCGAGUUACUCACGUCAUGUGACAUCGAUCCAUUAUUAUUCGCAUGUGUUCAUGGACAUGACAAAGUUUUAAAACUAUUAUUGCAACACGGAGCUGACAUAGAACCAACAAACACACGUGGAUGUGAGGCAGUAAUUACGGCUUGUAACAUGGGUCAUUAUAAAGUUAUUGAAUUACUUAUUGAAUAUGGUGCAGAUAUUGAUUUCACAGACAAAGAUGGCAAUACUGCUUUAAUGCACGCAACUAAAAGUGGAGACAUUCAAACUGUAAAGUUACUACUACAAAAAGGAUGUAAUUUAAACCAUUUAAAUAAAAGAGAUGAAAAUGCUUUAUCUAUAGCCUUCUCAGAAUUAAAUGUAAACAUUUUAGUCUUGCUACUUAAAUAUAAUGUAGAAGGAAAAACGCGGGGUUGUGAUGCAAUACUGACUGCCUAUAAAACAAAACAAUAUCAGAUCAAAGAGCUGUUAACGGUAUAUGGUGCCGAUUUGAGAAACAAAGAAAGCGAUGACUAUAAAGUUUUAAUGAGUGCCUUUAAAAAUGGACAUUUUAAAAUAUGUGACUUUCUUAUCAAAGUUGGAUUGGAUGUGAACAAUCACAAUCAUUUCAGUAUCGACAUUUUGAUGUUGCUGCUUGCAUUUGACAGACAAUUGAACAUAGAUUGUGUUACAAAAAAUGGCUGGAGCCCUUUAUUAUCCGCAUGUGCUCAUGGUCAUUACACACUUCUUGAACUCUUAUUACAACACGGAGCUGAGAUAGAUACAAUAAACACACGUGGAUGUGAGGCUGUAAUGACUGCUUGUAAAAAGGGUCACUAUAAAAUUAUUGAAUUACUUAUUGAAUAUGGCGCUCCCUUAACAUUUGUUGACAUUGAUGGUAACAAUGCUCUCAUGCACGCAGCUGAAAAUGGACAUACAGAAAUUGUAGAAUUACUUAUUCGAAACGGAUUCGAUUUAAACCAGCGUAAUAAAGACGGAUAUAAUGCUUUAUUUUUAACAUGCACCGAAUUACAUGUAGACACUUUAAAGUUGCUGCUUAAAAAUAACAUAGAUGUUAACUGUAUCGGAAACAAUGGUUUGAGCCCAAUGAUAAUGUCGUGUGUAUACGCUGAAUACAGAAUUCAAGAUAACAAUUCAAAUUGGUUAUCAAAAGAGAAAAAAGAAAAUAAUAAGCUGAGCAUCAAUAGUGAGCCGAUUAUCAGGCAUUGUCAAAACGAUCUUUACAGUAUCAUGCACUUACUUUUUGAAUAUGGUGCAGAUAUGGAUUUCACAGACAACGAAGGAUAUACUGCAUUAAUGCACGCAACUAAAAGUGGACACAUUCAAACUGUAGAGUUACUACUACAAAAAGGAUGUAAUUUAAACCAUUUAAAUAAAAAUGGAGAAAAUACUUUACUGAUUGCAUGUAGAGAAUCACAUAUCGACAUUUUAAAGUUGCUGCUUAAAUAUGACGUCGAUGUGAAUUGCACUGCAAAAAAUGGCUGGAGUCCAUUAUCAUUCGCAUGUGUUCAUGGACAUGACAAAAUUCUAAAACUAUUAUUACAACAUGGAGCUGACAUCGAUGUAAUUAACACACGUGGAUGUGAGGCAGUUAUGACUGCUUGUAAAAAGGGUCAUUAUAAAAUCAUUGAAUUACUUAUUGAUUACGGUGCUAAUAUGGAUUUGAAAGACAAAGAAGGAUAUUCUGCUUUAAUGCACGCAACUAAACGUGGACACGUUCAAACUGUAGAGUUACUACUAAAAAAAGGAUGUAAUUUAAAUCAUUUAAAUAAAAGAGAUGAAAAUGCUUUAUCUAUUGCCUUCAGAGAACUAAAUGUAGACAUUUUAGUCUUGCUACUCAAAUAUAAUGUAGACGUAAAAACGCGGGGAUGUGAGGCAGUAUUGACUGCCUAUAAAACACAUCAUUAUGAGAUCAAAGAAUUACUAACAGUAUAUGGUGCCGAUAUGAGCAACAAAGAAAGCGACGACUAUCAAGUUUUAUUGAAUGCAAGCAAAAACGGACAUUUUGAAAUAUGUGACUUUCUUAUCAAAGCUGGGUUGGAUGUGAACAAUAACAAUCAUCUUGGUUAUUGUCCAUUAAUUGCAGCAAUAAAAAAGGGGCAUACCCAAAUUGUUGAGUUAUUAAUAGAGAAUGAUAUGGAUUUCACAGACAGAGAUGGAUAUACUGCAUUAAUGCACGCAACUAAAAGUGGACACAUUCAAACUGUAAAGUUACUGCUACAAAAAGGAUGUAAUUUAAACCAUUUAAAUAAAAAAGGUGAAAAUGCUUUACUGAUUGCAUGUAGAGAAUUACAUAUCGACAUUUUAGAGUUACUGCUCAUAUAUGACGUCGAUGCGAAUUGCUCUGCAAAAAAUGGCUGGAAUCCAUUAUUAUUCGCAUGUGUUCAUGGACAUGGCAAAAUUCUAAAACUAUUAUUACAACAUGGAGCUGACAUAGAUACAAUAAACACACGUGGAUGUGAGGCUGUAAUGACUGCUUGUAAAAAGGGUCAUUACAAAAUUAUUGAAUUACUUAUUGAACAUAAGGCGGGUUUAACUUUUAUUGAUAUUGAUGGCAACAAUGCAUUAAUGCAUGCAACAAAAAAAGGACAUAUUGGAAUUGUUGAAUUACUUAUUCAAAGUGGUUGUAAUUUCAAUCAUGUAAAUAAAAAGGGUUUAAAUGUUUUACAAAUAGCCUGCAGAGAAUUACAUGUUGACAUUUUUGUGUUGUUGUUUAAUAGUCACAAAGACUUUCGUAAACGCAUUGCACAAGAUGGUUGGAGCCUAUUAUUAUUCACAAGUGUUUAUGGUUCUGAUAAAGCUUAUGAAUUAUUAUUCCAGGAAGGAUUGGGCAUUGAUGAAAUAAAUAAAAAGGAAUCAGCUGAAGCAAAGAUUUCACUUAAAAAAUGUCAUUUAAAAAUUAUAGAAGUUUUAAAAAAACAUAUCGAUGAUUUUAGUCGUACAGAUUGUGAUGGCUAUAAUGCUUUAAUGCAUGCAUCUAGAAAAAAACAUUUCAACAUAGUAAAAUUGCUGAUACAAAUCGGAGUGGAUUUAAAUAACUGUGAUAAUGAAGGAAAUAGUGCUUUAAUGCAAGCAACAAAAGACGGCAAUGUAAAUGUUGUUGAAAUACUGAUAAACAUGGGAUGUGAUAUAAAUUUUGUUAAUAUAUUUGGACAAAACGCUUUAAUGAUUGCUUGCCUAAAUAUAGAAUACAUAAUCGCAGAGAUGUUAAUAAAUACGGAACUUAAGAAAGAAAAACUUGUUGAUGACAAUUACAGAAAUGUACAUCUUUCGUAUGAGUCCCAGCGUAAAAUGUAUUAUACAAUAUUAGAAUCUUUUUUUAUCGCAGUAGAAAACCAGGAAUUAACUACAUUUGAAUAUAUUGCAAACUUUUAUUUUGAGAGUGGAAUUUCAAAAAUGUCGUUUAAAGAGAUGAGGCUUGUUCGACUGCUUUAUGAAAUAUGUAAGGAAUUGAACAGCAGUACAAUAAUUGCCUCUUGGAAAACAAAACCGGAAUUAAAUGUGAAUAGUCUAAAUCAAGACGUUUUCAAAAACAUAAAAAGGUCAAUGAUCAGCUUUUUAGCUACAUAUUUGAACAAGCUGCAUACUAAGAUUCCAACUGAGGAUUUGCUGCUAAGCAGUAUUUCUGAAGUGUUAGAAGAAUAUUCAUCUGUGAGAACAUUUUCCGCAUUGGAUUUCUACAGUCAGGGGCGUAACUACAAUGCCGCAAGUCACGGCAAUGAGGAAGAGAUGGGGGGAAAGGGAGCAGAGUUUCUAUCAGGCUUCCAGGAGGAUAUCUGGGCUUCUAUGAGAGCGUUGCGACACUUUAUUUUAAAGUAG
Molecule: messenger RNA, 4554 nt
Organism: Physella acuta
Lineage: Eukaryota; Metazoa; Mollusca; Gastropoda; Physidae
Product: serine/threonine-protein phosphatase 6 regulatory ankyrin repeat subunit C-like
Molecular function (GO): protein binding
Source: RefSeq, a predicted model, not a curated record